AUGGAUGAAUAUGAUGAGUUUUCUGAUAACUCCAUUGAAAUUACUAUAAAUGAGUAUUAGGGAAAGGAAUCGCACAUCACAGAGAAAAGUAUAAUUCGAUACCUAAAAAACUUGGGUCUCAAAAUGAAAACCAAUCCUAUGAUUAAACAAUAACAAUAUGAAAGGUCGAACAAUUAAAUCAUUGAUGUUCUAACUUCAAAAGCCCUGUCUUCUUAGGGAAAUAUUUUGAAGGAAACAGAAACAGAUUAUAACACCUUAUUCUAAAAAAAUCCAUUCUGGAAAAGAAUUAGAAAACAAAGCUCCUCUUUAAAAGUAUUGCAUCCUACAUGAGGUUUAUUUAAUUUCAUACUAAAUUGAGAAUUAAUAAUGACAUUUUUUUGAGGGUCCCCAAACCUUAUUUUGUCAAUAUCUUUUUUA
Molecule: messenger RNA, 417 nt
Organism: Paramecium tetraurelia
Lineage: Eukaryota; Ciliophora; Oligohymenophorea; Peniculida; Parameciidae
Exons: 1
Source: RefSeq, a predicted model, not a curated record